AUGGCGUUGUCUGUCUUCAUUAGCCGAGUCAGUAAUAAUGGAUUAAAAUAUCACCAUACUAGAUGUAAAAGUUGUAACCAAGGUGAUACAGCGGGAGGGAGAGGAGAGAAAGAUACAAAAAAUAAUACAGAGUUUCGACGGUCGACGAGAACAUCACCAUUAGGUAUUACUGUCAGUGGUGAAGCGGAGGAUAUCAAACCGAGGAUAGUAGACGAUAACCGACUGAGAGAUUUAGCUAUAAUUGCUACUGGACCGUCCAGUCCGUUACUACAGAAUAUUUCAUUUACAGACAGACUCGAGUCAGAAAGAUGUAGUCGAACUGUAAAACGAGCUCUUGAUCUAUCGUCGAAGUCGAAAGUUGAACAUAAACCUGGGUAA
This is a messenger RNA of Lottia gigantea (owl limpet), 378 nucleotides long. RefSeq lists its product as hypothetical. The record is from RefSeq and is a predicted model, not a curated record. The coding region runs from base 1 to 378 and encodes 125 amino acids. The transcript has 4 exons. NCBI's taxonomy places the organism in Eukaryota, Metazoa, Mollusca, Gastropoda, Lottiidae.